Molecule: messenger RNA, 412 nt
Organism: Staurois parvus
Lineage: Eukaryota; Metazoa; Chordata; Amphibia; Anura; Ranidae
Source: the annotation of a GenBank genome assembly
GCAGAGAGGGAUGAAGGACACUGAGCGGAGGCCAGUGGAUGGAUUGGCAGAGGGGGGUGGAGGACACUGAGUGGAGGCCAGUGGAGGGAUUGGCAGAGAGGGGGUGGAGGACACUGAGUGGAGGCCAGUGGAGGGAUUGGCAGAGGGGGGUGGAGGACACUGAGUGGAGGCCAGUGGAGGGAUUGGCAGAGAGGGGGUGGAGGACACUGAGUGGAGGCCAGUGGAGGGAUUGGCAGAGAGAAGGGUGGAGGACACUGAGUGGUUGGCAGUUGCAGUAGUCGAGGUGGGAGAUGACCAGGGAGUGAAUUAGGAGCUGUGCGGUGUGAUUGGUCAGGAAGGGGCGUAUUCUGGAGAUGUUACGGAGGUUGAGGCGCCAUGAUUGGACAGGAUUGGAUGUGGGACUGAGAGGACA